CGGCUUGCUGAGAUUCUGCGACAGAGCAGAGUUGCCUUGAAUUCGAUUGUUUCUGGAGCCUGCAAAAAUGCGCAAAAGGCAAAUAGAUACGCUGAAGAUAUUCAACCACAACGUGCAAGAGGUGGUGGAAAAUGAAGAAUACCUAGUGAAUUUCAACUGUGGUGGUCGGGAAAUCGCUAUCAACAUUCACCUCGGACAGGCCUUUCCGAACGAAAAACCGAAACUCAUCGUCAGUCCCAUCUUGCGACACCACUGGGUUAACCCAACAACCGGAGAAAUCGAAAAUGCACCCGGAAUUCUCAACUACACAAUCCACUCGGAUCUGGGACGAAUAGUGCAAGCGGUCGGAAGGGAGUUCGAAAAGCACCCACCCAUGGUGGUUAACGAGACGCCCUCCACUCCCCAACAUCAGCAGCACCAUGGCCAUCACCAUCAUAAUCAGCCUCGCAACGGGAAUGAGUUUGCGAGCGAAUCGCGAAAAAUUGCCUCCCCGCAGACCCAGGAGCAGCAGGAUCCGUUUGGAUUGCAGAACCUCACCACGGAGGAACUGACUCGCUUGGACAUCGAUGAAGACGUGCGGGAGCAGUUCAUCGAAAAGCUUCCCUUCGUACAGCACCAGAAUGAGGAGAUGGAGCAACUGAUGAACCGCAUCGAAUCGCUGGCCCUCGACAAUGUAGCUCGCCGGGAGGCACUGGAGGAGCGUAAACGGAAGCUGGAAGCACUGGCGCUGGAGUUCAAGCAGCUAGGCCAGGACUGGGAUACCACUAGCCAACGGUAUCAGCGCAAGGCGGAAGACUUUUCCCCGCAGCACAUCAAAGAACUGUUGCAAAUAGCCGUCUCGACGGCCGAUGCCAAGAGUGACGACGAAGCGCAACGCUUCCUGUGCGGUGACAGCGAUGUGGCCACGUUUUUGCAGAACUUUAUCGAAACGCGAAAGCUCUACACCAUGCGCAAGGCGAAAGAGGAGCGAUUGGUGCAGCAGCUGAACGCCCUCGAGCGUGCUGCCUUCUGAGGAUGGCGUUGAUUAUAGGAGAGCUUGAAACCAAAAUUCCUUUUUCUUGUGAUAAACUCAAUCUGAAUGGCGAUUACUCUUAAUUUCGCAAUAAAAUGACCGAAAUACCC
This is a messenger RNA of Anopheles darlingi, 1122 nucleotides long. RefSeq names its product vacuolar protein sorting-associated protein 37A (gene Vsp37A). The transcript is spliced from 3 exons. The record is from RefSeq and is a predicted model, not a curated record. NCBI's taxonomy places the organism in Eukaryota, Metazoa, Arthropoda, Insecta, Diptera, Culicidae. Gene Ontology annotation, cellular component: ESCRT I complex. Gene Ontology annotation, biological process: protein targeting to vacuole; protein targeting to membrane; ubiquitin-dependent protein catabolic process via the multivesicular body sorting pathway. Bases 68 to 1012 code for a protein of 314 amino acids.